Messenger RNA from Oncorhynchus mykiss (rainbow trout), 4945 nucleotides. RefSeq names its product integrin alpha-6. Gene Ontology annotation, biological process: leukocyte migration; integrin-mediated signaling pathway; cell adhesion mediated by integrin. NCBI's taxonomy places the organism in Eukaryota, Metazoa, Chordata, Actinopteri, Salmoniformes, Salmonidae. Gene Ontology annotation, cellular component: external side of plasma membrane; integrin complex. The record is from RefSeq and is a predicted model, not a curated record. Gene Ontology annotation, molecular function: integrin binding.
GGCAACAUCCUACCCAAAACCCAGAGUGAGCAAGCAUGCUACAUUCAGACAUCACUUAACUGGAGCGUGAGUUCUACCACAGAUUAACUGGUGGAGUCAUCGGGAGACAUAACAGUGUUCAUUUUCAAUCACACAGAAAUAAACUCUCCUUGCUGCCAUGGGGGAUAGAUGGAUACAAUUCCUCUCAUCUCUAUCGCUUCUCUUUCUCCUGGAAUGGACGCAAAUAUCAUCUUUCAACCUGGACACAGAAAACGUCCUGAUAAAGAAUGGAGAGCCCGGGAGUCUUUUCGGCUUCUCUCUCGCCAUGCACCGACAGUUAGCUCCGGUGGAUAAGAUCAUGUUGCUUGUUGGUGCUCCGAGGGCCAAAGCUCUGGGAGGUCAGAUGUCAAAGGUCACAGGAGGACUCUACAACUGUGACACCACUUCCUCCAGCUGUAACCGCGUGGAGUUUGACAACAAGGAGGACCUGAAAACUGAGAGCAAGGAGAACCAGUGGAUGGGUGUAACAGUGAACAGCCAGGGACCAGGAGGAAAGAUUGUGACGUGUGCCCACCGCUACCAGCUGCGUCAGUUUGUGAACACGCCCCAGGAGUCUCGUGACAUCACAGGAAGGUGUUAUGUGCUGAGCCAGGACCUGACAAUCAAAGAUCAUGAGGAUGGAGGGUUCUGGAGGUUCUGUGAGGGGCGGGCACGCGGGCAUGAGAGGUUUGGCUCAUGCCAACAGGGUCUGUCUGCCACCUUCACUAGGGACUAUGAAUACCUAGUGUUUGGAGCUCCUGGAGCGUAUGACUGGAAAGGUAUGGUGAGAGUAGAGCAUAAGAACAACACUCUGUUGGAGAUGCGUUCGUAUAAAGACGGGCCCUAUGAGGUGGGCGAUGAGAACCAGUUAAACCCAGACCUGGUCCCUGUGCCCCCUAACAGCUACCUGGGCUUUUCUUUGGACUCAGGGAAGGCCAUCACUAAGAAGGGUCAGCUGACAGUGGUUGCAGGCGCUCCGAGAGCCCAUCACAGCGGAGAGGUGGUGUUGCUAAAGAAGGAGUCCGAUGAGUCCUCCAUGCUGUCACCAGAGUACAUCCUGGAAGGGGAGGGGUUAGCCUCAUCGUUCGGCUACGACCUCACUGUGGUGGAUCUCACUGGAGACGGGUGGCAGGAUAUCGUGGUGGGAGCCCCUCAGUUCUUUGAGAAAGAUGGAAAGGUGGGCGGAGCUAUUUAUGCCUAUAUUAACAAGGGCGGAGUCUGGAGUAAGCUCACACCCACCAGGAUAGACGGACCUCAGGACUCCAUGUUCGGACUGGCUGUAGAAAACCUGGGAGAUCUCAACCUGGACGGUUAUCAGGACAUUGCUGUGGGAGCACCAUAUGAUGACAGUGGGUCAGGGAAGGUGUUCAUCUACCACGGCUCAGCUCAGGGCAUCAACAUCAAACCGGCACAGGUGUUGUCAGGGGUGCCAUCGAAGACGAGGUUGUUCGGUUAUUCUCUAGCUGGUAACAUGGACCUGGACAGGAACUCCUACCCUGACCUGGCCGUAGGGUCCCUCUCCGACUCUGUGUUUGUCUACCGAGCUCGGCCAGUCAUCAAUAUCCAGAAGGUUGUCAAGACAAUGCCAAAGGAGAUUGAUCUAACUAAGAAGAACUGUGGCAACAACAUUUGCUUGGAGGUAGAGGCCUGUUUCUCCUACACAGCCAACCCCAAAUCCUACAACCCCAAACUGACGGUGGCAUAUUCCUUUGAAGCGGAUGCGGAGCGUAGGAAGAAGGGUCUUCCCCCCAGAGUGACUUUCACCACACGUUCCAGCGAGGACCAUGACUACGAGUCCACUGGUGUUCUCACCCUCAGUGCACAGGGCAAGAUGGAGUGUAUCACUGCCAAACUCACUCUACAGGAGAACAUUAAGGACAAGCUUAGGGGAAUCCCCAUUGAGGUUGCUGUGGAGAUACAGAACCCCAAAAGGAAGAGAAGAGCGCUCCCAGGGCUCACACCCAUCCUCGACUCCAACCAGCCUAUCACGGCCAUUGCUGAGGUGAGUUUCCUGAAGGAAGGAUGUGGCAGUGAUAAUUUGUGUCAGAGUAAUUUACAGCUUCAGCACCGCUUCGGCUACAGAGAACCCAACAAGGACAUCUUCCAUCUACUACCUAUGGAGAAUGGGGUGCCAGUGGUCUCCCUUAGCGACCAGAAGGACAUCGCCCUAGAGAUCACAGUGACCAAUAAGAAUGGAGAUGAUGCUCAUGAGGCAGCAUUGGUUGCCUCCUUCCCCUCCUCUCUCUCCUACUCCGCCUCCUACUCUGCACCCAAGGCAGACAGGCAGGUGUCCUGUGUGGCCAAUAAGAAUGGCUCUCAGGCAGACUGUGAGCUGGGGAACCCCUUCAAGCGAGACUCAGAGGUAACGUUCUACAUAAUCCUGAGUACAGCAGGCAUCUCUCUGAACACCACAGAGCUGGAGAUAGACCUGAAGCUGGAGACGACAAGUGACCAGCAGAAGGUGGGCAGAGUCAAGGCCAAGGCCAAAGUGGUGAUCGAGCUGCAGCUGUCCCUCACAGGAGUGGCCAAGCCCUCCCAGGUCUAUUUCACUGGAGAGGUCAAAGGUGAGAGCGACAUGAAGUCAGAGGGAGACAUCGGCAGCCCGAUCGAGUAUGAGUUCAGGGUGAUCAACCUAGGGAAGCCCCUGAAGACCUAUGGCACCGCCUCCCUGAUCAUCAAUUGGCCGAAAGAAACUAUGGAGGGGAAGUGGAUCCUGUACCUGGUGAAGAUGGACUCCCAAGGUCUGGAACCGACCACAUGCUCUCCAGAGAGAGAGAUCAACCCACUCCCUGUCAAAGAGGAGAGUAGGAGUAGCAGGAGGAGGCGAGCUGUAGGGGAGACUGACAAACCUGAGGGAACCAUCGCACUGCUGACUGACAAAAGGAAAUACACUACUCUGUCGUGUGAGGAUGGGGCAAAGUGUGUGGAGAUUCACUGCUCCCUACAGGGCCUGGACAGUAAUGCAGUCAUCCUGCUCAGAUCUCGCCUCUGGAACAGCACAUUCCUGGAGGAGUACUCUAAGCUGAACUAUCUGGACGUGAUAGUGAAAGCCUCUCUCAGAGUGGACGGAGCAGCUAAAAACAUGGUCCUGAGGAACGCUGAGACACAGGUGAGAGUGACGGUGUUCCCGGAGCGUCGUGUGGCUCAGUACGGAGGACUGCCAUGGUGGAUCAUCCUGGUGGCCAUCUUGUUAGGACUUUUGCUGCUCGGCCUGCUGGUCUUCCUGCUCUGGAAGUGUGGUUUCUUCGGGAAGAAGAAAGAGGAUGCCCCACCCUCUGACAAAGAGAGAUUGACGCCGUCCGAUGCAUAAAGAGAGAAAGAGAGAGAAAGAAGCUGUCAGUCUCUGGGGUGAACACAUCUAGACUCAUCUUCAGUGUACAUGCCUGGUGGGGCACAGAGUGGCAUGAAGGAUGGACGGGCCCAGUGGAACAGUGCAGACUAACUCUAUCGCAGGAGAGGAAAACGCUUUUAAUAAAAGACUGGCAGUAAAAGGCUCAGCGCUAUGAAAUCAAAUGCAAUGCUAUGAUGAUGACUACUAUGAUGAUGACUACUAUGAUGAUGGAAUGAAAUGUCAAGAGCUCAGCUUAUAAGUUUCUGUAGAAAGCACUUCAUGUUUCUGCUUGGAAAUAUCCUUCUUUCCAACUGUUAUGGCUGAGUUAUGGACUCUCUACAUGCAUGGCCAUCCCGGAUUGAUGCUUUGGUUGAAAAUCAUUAUGAAAUGCUCAUCUAUCACUCCAAAGACCCUGCAGCUCUCUCUCUCCAUCUCUGGUUUCUGGUUCUUUGGUUAAUAUAGGAACUUCAAGCACUUCCUUUUCCUCUCUCAAGGCUCCUCGACUGCUCUCAUUCUGGUUUUAUAGCAUCUUUCUGUUUGUAGGACUAUUGGCGACUCUGUAAAAGCACUUGCAGUGCCAUACUUAAAGGGAUAGUUCACCCCUAAAUCAACCUUUCUCAUACGCUUUCAUAUUUUGAAUUCAUAGAUUCAGUUUGGGGAAUGAACUAUUCCUGUAAUGACGGUGAGAGGUUUAAUUAAUUCUUCAAAUACGACAUCAUCGUGUUCCCAGCUACAACGCGUUGCAGAUAAAAAAUAAGGAGAAAGACCAACUGGAAAUCCUGGAAAUGAAAGCCUGCUGGAAUGAGAAUGAGUUACUUUUAAUGAUGGCAGAAUGCUGGAUCUCCCAUUCCCACAGACAUUCCCAGAGACACAGAAUUCCUACCUAACAUUCCACAGUCUUCCUCUAACCAUUCCAAGGCUUGUCUCCGCAGUGUGGAUAUUUGAUUGGACAUAGAAAUACAAAAGGAUUGUCAAAAAGCUUUAUUUGUGGACUUUAAAGAGGGAUGAUGAUGCUACAAUAGCAGUUUAGACAAGGUAAAAUAAGACACUUGAUCAAAUUGUUCCUUUUUGGGGAUUUAUUAAGUAUUAUCUUGUCUGAUUUUAUUUUAUCUUGAUAGUGACAUCCAUGUUGAUCACUGGACAGAAAUAGUUUUUUUUGUGUUCUUGUACAUCAAGAAUCCCAGUUGUCUCUCUUUCAGAGCUCUGGACAAUGUUUUGUAAAUGUACGCCUAUGGUAUAGGCUGGAGGGUUUUUGUAUACAAUCUUUAAGAUGUUUAAUUCUUUAGAGUCUAAGACAUUGGGGGGGGGGGGAUAAACUGACAUGGAAUUGCUUUAAGAUGGCCAUACUAUGGAUCAUUUAGCUAUUUGAUUUAGAGUUUUAAAAUAUAUAUAUAUAUUAAAAAAAGUUUGAUAAAAUAUAUAUUUAUAACAAAACUAUUUGAUAAAAUAUAGAUUUUGUCCUUUACUACUAAAGCCCAUAGAAACGCAUUGAAUAACACAUUCAUUAAUGGCAAAAAGUACAGUCAAAAUAUAAUGAGAAACAAGGUUUUGAAGUGUCUGUCCUAAAUCUAGGAGGUAUUAAAAACAAACUCAGAA